Molecule: messenger RNA, 162 nt
Organism: Vairimorpha ceranae
Lineage: Eukaryota; Fungi; Microsporidia; Nosematidae
Exons: 1
Coding region: 1-162 (53 amino acids)
Source: RefSeq, a predicted model, not a curated record
AUGUUCGUUUCUGUGCGCGCGACAAAAAAAAAUAUAAUUUCUGCAUUUUUUCACCAACUCAAUUUUAAACGACAAAAAGUUUUUUUAUCAAUUAAAAAAAAAUCUCUUUUAUAUUUUCUUACAGUGUAUGUAAUAACAUUUUUAUUGUUUAUAAAUUUUUAA